AUGAGAGACAGAGGAAAAAGAGAGGUUGAAGCAUAUAAUAAUAUUAAUAAUGGAGGAGAUUAUAAUUUUGUUGGUGAUAAUUAUUUCCCUGAAUUUCCCUGCAAAAAACACCCAAAUUCAGCUUCUUCUUCAGGUGGGAUUUGUGCUUACUGUCUUACUGAUAGACUUGCUCAGUUGGUCUGCCCUCAGUGUGGUGAACAGAGGCUUUCUUCCUAUUGUUCUUGCUCUUUUAACACUAAUAAUAAGUUCUACACUAGCUAUGAUACCUCCUCCUCCUCCAACGCCACCGCGGCCGAUGUCGGAAGAAUCUCAUUCUUACUAGAGAAUGAUAAGAAUGGUGAAGAGAUCUCAAGUUCGAGGUCGAGGAUUGAACGAAGAUCAGCUCAUAACAAUGAUGAUUUCUCCCAUUUUAGAAGAAGCAAUAGCAUUUCUACUACUGCUGUCAAUAAUAAUCAUAGUAACAAUCAUGGGUCAAGAUCAGAAACUGGAAAGUUUUGGAAGAUUGGAAGAUUGUUCAGAAAAAAGAGAGAUAAAAACAGUCAGAAUAUCAGCAACAACAAUAAUCAGAGUAGUCAUAAUAAUGAAGAAAAUUAUGAGUGUAAUGGGGUUUCAAGAUCAAGAUCACUUUGCAGUUUCAGGGGAUUCUAUGAUACUGAUCAAGAAAAUGGAGGUUUUGCAGUUUCAUCAUCUGCUGCAAGAGCUUCAAGUGUAAGUACAGGAAAUUUUGUUCUAGAUUCAGCUAAAAGAAGCUGUUUUAGUGAAUCUGAAGCAAGAAUUAGCAACUUUGAUUAUUGUGAUGCUUCUAAUUUUGUUGGUACAAACAAGAGUAAUAUUUUCUCAUUGAGAGAGAGUGAGUUUGUUAAUAGUGAAGAUCAUGCUUUUAUUGAUUUGAAGCUGCAUGAUAUGUCAUCCGAAAGCUCGAAAAUGCCACCUGAUCUUGCUGCUUUGAGAAGGAGUGGGCUUGGGUUAUCAACUAAGGAGUUCGCGUUUCGAGGCGGCAAUGGCGGUGGUGGUGAUGGAUUGGGGCAUGAGAUGUUCAGAAAUGGUGGGGGGUCAUGUAGAGUUAGUAGUGUUAGUGAAAGAGAAUUGAGGAAAUGCAGAAAGAGUUACAAAGUUUGGAAAUGGUUUUUCAGGCAUCAGACUGAUAAUUCUGGCAAAUUUGAUGAUCAUGGCCCUUUCAAUUCAUAA
Molecule: messenger RNA, 1188 nt
Organism: Chenopodium quinoa (quinoa)
Lineage: Eukaryota; Viridiplantae; Streptophyta; Magnoliopsida; Caryophyllales; Amaranthaceae
Product: probable serine/threonine-protein kinase DDB_G0282963
Exons: 1
Coding region: 1-1188 (395 amino acids)
Source: RefSeq, a predicted model, not a curated record